AUGUGGGUACCAGGUCAUAGUAACAUUUGUGGAAAUGAGAUAGCAGAUGAGUUAGCUAGAGAAGGAUCUGAAAGAACAUACUCAGAGGAAGAACCGUGUUUAGGCAUUGCGUUACAAACAGCCAAGAGCGCUAUUUUCGAAUGGCUUAUAGACGAAACCACAAGAUACUGGGAAUUCGAAGAAAGAAGGUUAUCAGAACAUGUCAAUAGAUUUGUACCAUACAGAUCUUUGACAAGAACUAAAGAGUUGAUCAACAUGAAUAUUACUCAGGUUAGGGUCGUAGUUGCUUUCCUAACUGGACAUGCUAGACUGAACAAAUUAAUGAGUAGAAUGGGUUAUAGGAAUUCAUCAGAUUGUAGAAUCUGUCAUUCAGCAGAAGAAACAGCAAAGCACAUUUUAUGCGAUUGUCCUUAUUUGGAGCACAAAAGAAUGUUGCUUUUAGGAAGUACGAAUGGUAUAUUAGAGCCUGAAGAAUUUAGAGAAUUCUCUUUGAAGGAAAUCUUUUCUUUCUUGAAGAGAGUCAGCACGGUUAAAGAAGAAUAUGGUACAGGUUAG
Culicoides brevitarsis is the source of this 555-nucleotide messenger RNA. RefSeq lists its product as uncharacterized. The transcript has a single exon. Gene Ontology annotation, molecular function: RNA-DNA hybrid ribonuclease activity; nucleic acid binding. NCBI's taxonomy places the organism in Eukaryota, Metazoa, Arthropoda, Insecta, Diptera, Ceratopogonidae. Bases 1 to 555 code for a protein of 184 amino acids. The record is from RefSeq and is a predicted model, not a curated record.